AUGGCCUUCACCAUGCUGCGCCCCGUGGCCGCCCGCGUGCUCUACCCCGACCUCAGCAUGCUCUCGGAGGACGAGGAGAACCGCAGCGAGAGCGACACGUCGGACCAGUCGUUCGGCUGCUGCGAGGGCGCCGAGGCUCGCCGCAAGCUGCCGCGGAAGCCGGGCCCCAUGGUGAUGGUGAAGCAGAGGCAGGCGGCGAACGCGCGGGAGCGGGACCGGACCCAGAGCGUCAACACGGCCUUCACCGCCCUGCGGACCCUCAUCCCCACCGAGCCCGUGGAUCGCAAGCUGUCCAAGAUCGAGACGCUCCGCCUGGCCUCCAGCUACAUCUCCCACCUGGCCAACGUGCUGCUGCUGGGCGAGGGCUGCGAGGACGGGCAGCCCUGUUUCAGUGCCAUCUAUGGCGCCAAGGGCGACCUGGACAGCAAACAGCCCCGCAGCAUCUGCACCUUCUGCCUCAGCAACCAGCGGAAAGGGGGCAGUCGGAGGGACCUCGGGGGCAACUGCCUGAAGGUGCGAGGGGUGACGCCCCUGCGAGUGUCGCGGAGAUGA
This is a messenger RNA of Melospiza georgiana, 552 nucleotides long. It is a transcript of the gene TCF15, whose product is annotated as transcription factor 15. Gene Ontology annotation, biological process: developmental process; regulation of transcription by RNA polymerase II. Gene Ontology annotation, molecular function: protein dimerization activity; DNA-binding transcription factor activity, RNA polymerase II-specific; RNA polymerase II transcription regulatory region sequence-specific DNA binding. NCBI's taxonomy places the organism in Eukaryota, Metazoa, Chordata, Aves, Passeriformes, Passerellidae. The coding region runs from base 1 to 552 and encodes 183 amino acids. The transcript is spliced from 2 exons. The record is from RefSeq and is a predicted model, not a curated record.